CAGCAGGAAACAGACGUCUGUUGAGUCAAAAUGUCGACCGUGAUCCUUCUGUCUGGAGUGGGUUAGCAUGAAACCUAUCCGAUUAAGUCUAUUAUGGCACGGUUCGGCUCUUAUUAAUCGGAUCAGUCGUUUUUAUCAUUAAGAAGAGUCCGUCUAAACAAGCGGGGACGCGUUUAGAUGCUGUCAGGAGGAGAUGGCAGGCUGUAGAGUCGAGUGUUUGUGGAAACGUCAUGUUAUCGAGCAGCUGAAGCAGAGAGACAGAGUUCAGCGUCAGGCCUUUGAGGAAAUCAUCCACCAGUAUAACCGGUUGUUAGAGAAGUCUGAUCUUCAGGUUGUUUUUUCUGAACGUCUCCAGACCGAGAAAUAUGAGCAGCAGAACAGACACGACCUCAGUCCGGGCGUCGAGGGCGGCCCAACAGAUAAACUUCACAAAUAAAUAGAACAAAACAUAAAUAGGAGCUGACAGAACCUCACAAAAAUACAAAAGAAACGAGGAGAGUUGGCUCAGAGCGUGAUUGAACUAAACAACCAGAUUCAGCAGAAAGACAAAGAGAUCCAGAGUAAUGAAGCCAAGAUGCUGGAGUAUCAGCAGCAGGUCUCUCAUCUGGAAGGAGAGGGUCGCGAGCUCCGCAACUCUCUGGCCGAUCUGGAACGAGCCAAUCAGACGCUUCGAGACGAGUACGACGCCCUGCAGAUCACGUUCAGCGCCCUGGAGGAGAAACUACGGAAAACCACAGAGGACAAUCAGGAGCUGGUGACACGCUGGAUGGCCGAGAAAGCGCAGGAGGCCAACAAACUCAACGCUGAGAACGAGAAGGACUCCAGGUCACAAACACACACUCUGUUCAACUCUCCUUCUUACCUAAAGUCUAUACACACAGAGGAUGCUGGGAAGGGAACGGGUGGAGCAGGUGAAACGUCACCGAGCAGACAGUCCAGUCGCACACCCAGCAGACGAGUGUCUCAGCCUCCUCCUCCUGCUGGACUGCUGGAUUCCAUCUCUAAUAUCUUUGGCUUGUCUGAUUCUGUCCAACCUGGUUUCGUCCCAUCUGACUCCAGAAGGCGUCGCUCAGUGAAUUCGUUCGGCUCGUCUCCUGAGAGUGCAGAGGUGCCGUCGGCCUGCGCUGAUGUCAGAGUUCCCUCCACUGCGCUGCACAUCUUUGACGCCCACGAUGGAGAAGUGAACGCGGUGAGGUUCAGUCCCGGUUCCCGUCUGCUUGCCACGGGAGGAAUGGACCGCAGGGUGAAGCUCUGGGAGGUCAUUUCUGGACGAUGUGAACCUAAAGGUGCGCUGACGGGCAGUAAUGCUGGAAUCACCAGCAUAGAGUUUGAUAGUGCGGGCUCGUAUCUAUUGGCUGCGUCGAAUGAUUUUGCCAGCAGAAUCUGGACGGUUGAUGACUACAGACUGCGGCACACACUCACAGGGCACAGUGGGAAGGUUUUAUCCGCUCGGUUUCUCCUCGAUAACACUCGGAUCGUCUCCGGCAGCUACGAUCGAACGCUCAAGCUCUGGGACUUGCGCAGCAAAGUCUGCAUGAAGACAGUGUUUGCUGGUUCUAGCUGUAAUGACAUCGUCUGCACGGAGCAGUGUGUGAUGAGCGGACACUUCGAUAAGAAAGUUCGUUUCUGGGACAUCAGGUCGGAGAGUAUCGUGCAUGAGCUGGAGCUGCUGGGACGUGUUACAUCUUUGGACCUCAAUCACGACCGGACCGAGCUGCUGAGCUGCUCUCGUGACGAUCUGGUGAAGAUCAUCGACCUGCGCAGUAAUGCAGUGCGGCAGACGUUUAAUGCUGAAGGUUUUAAGUGUGGUUCAGACUUCACCAGGGUCACGUUCAGUCCUGAUGGGAGUUACGUGGCGGCCGGUUCUGCAGACGGCGUUCUGUACAUUUGGAACGUUCUGACGGGGAAACUAGACAAAACCCUUGAUAAAGGUCACAGCUCUGCCAUAAAUUCGGUGUCCUGGUCUCCGUCGGGCACGUAUGUGGCCAGCGUUGAGAAAGGCAGCAAGGCCGUGCUUUGGUCUGACAUGUGACUCUUCAGCGAUUGGAUGAAACGGACUGUAAAGACAGAAGGAAAGUCCCACUGGCCUCUUGAACUACCUUUCCCACAAUGCCAUCUGUUUGGCUAUCUGUGUACGUGUGUUGCCUGCCUGUAUGAUCGCACAGCACUGUACACACAUACAUAUUUAUAUCAGUCUGUCUCACAUACACUCUCGAUGUGAGAUGACUGAGAUUACACAAGUGACUCUCACGGUCCUACAUGACUCUUACUGCUUGUUUUAACACUGCUUUAAAUAGUGUUUACUGUCAGAGUUUAUGCUUUUGCCUUUAUACAGAUACAGGCCAUUAAGCUGUGUGUGUGUGUUGAAUGCAGUUCUAGUUGAGCUCUAUGGAUGGCACUGUUCAAUAUUUUUCCUAAAGUUCUGGAAAUCCCACAUCUCCCCAUGAAUAAAAUGCAUUUAUUGAA
Cyprinus carpio (common carp) is the source of this 2466-nucleotide messenger RNA. RefSeq names its product autophagy-related protein 16-like. The transcript is spliced from 19 exons. Gene Ontology annotation, molecular function: protein binding; adenosine deaminase activity; RNA binding. Gene Ontology annotation, biological process: autophagosome assembly; negative stranded viral RNA replication; RNA processing. The record is from RefSeq and is a predicted model, not a curated record. Gene Ontology annotation, cellular component: autophagosome membrane. Lineage: Eukaryota; Metazoa; Chordata; Actinopteri; Cypriniformes; Cyprinidae.